GUUAAUUAAUGUGAUGUUUUCUUCAGUUUAUAACUUUAUUACAUACCUUGAAAUGUGCAUCUUCCCUACCUCGAUGGGUGACGAAAAAGGAUGAACCUGCCAUUGAAAAAGCAACCUCAAAGAAGCGCAAGAAAGAUGACUACAAAAUAGCUGAUGUCAUGUCCAAAGAGGAAAUUAUGUCAAAGUCGAAGAAAAUAAAACUAGACGAAGAGGUGCAGACAGCGUCUUCUUCAAAACAGAAGAAGAACAUGGAGGAGGAGGACCUGGAGAAGAUGAGCGACUCCAACACGGACAUCAAGAGCCGUCUGUCAGAGGCGAUGCAGGACAGCGCCAAGCACCAGCUGGACCCGAAGAGGACGUUUGAAGGGAAGCCGGUGCCGGCCCAGCAGCCCCGCCUCUUCACCGGCGGCGCGAUGCGCUGGUACCAGAUAGAGGGAAUCGAAUGGCUGCGGAUGCUGUGGGAGAACGGUAUCAACGGCAUCCUGGCAGACGAGAUGGGCUUAGGGAAGACCAUCCAGUGCAUCGCCCACGUGGCCAUGAUGGUGGAGCGCGGCGUGCUUGGCCCUUUCCUGGUGGUGGCCCCACUCUCCACGCUGCCCAACUGGAUCCGAGAGUUCAAGCGCUUCACGCCCACGGUGCCGGUCCAGCUGUACCACGGGCCCGCAAAGGCGAGGCCCGGUCUGCUGAAGGUGAUCCAGAAACCCCAGGGGCCCCACAACAUGUGCCCCGUGGUCAUCACCUCCUUUGAGAUCGCCAUGUUUGACAGGAAGGUCCUACAGAGGUUCCAGUGGAAAUACCUCAUCGUGGACGAGGGCCACAGGAUCAAGAACCUCAACUGCCGGCUGGUGCAGGAGCUGAAGCUGCUGCCCUCCGACAACAAGCUGCUGCUGACGGGCACGCCGCUGCAGAACAACCUGUCAGAGCUCUGGUCCCUGCUCAACUUCCUGCUGCCAGAGGUCUUCGAUGACCUCAAGAGCUUUGAGUCGUGGUUUGACAUCGACACCAUAAAAAGUGACGGGGUUGUGGUGGCCAACGAGCAAGAGGAGACGGUCCUCCACAUGCUGCACCAGAUCCUCACUCCGUUCCUGCUGCGGAGGCUGAAGGCGGACGUGACGCUGGAGGUCCCUCCAAAGAAGGAGAUCAUCGUGUACGCCCCGCUGACCCUGAAGCAGGAGACCUUCUACAAGGCCGUGGUGGACAAGAGCAUCAGCAAGCUGCUCGGCCGGGAGAAUACGUAUUUCUCAGAGAGCGUCCUGCCGUCAACGCCGACAGCCAGCGGCAGGCCCACCCGACGCAGCAAGAGAUUGGUGAACUACGACGAGAAACCUGAUGAGAAAGAGACCCCCAAAGCGCUGGAGAGAUACCUGGAGAAGAUCCGCAAGGAGAACGGGGAGCAGAGCGCCGGACCUGUGCUGGCGGUGAAGAAUUUGCUGAACACCCAAGUCAACCUGAAGCUCCAGAAUAUCCUGAUGCUGCUGAAGAGGUGCUGCAACCACCCCUACCUGGUGGAGUACCCCCUAGACCCCGCCACGCAGCAGUUCCAGAUCGACGAGGAGCUGGUGAAGUGCUCGGGGAAGUUCCUCAUCCUGGACCGAAUGCUGCCUGCCCUCAAGAAGAGGGGCCACAAGGUGCUGGUGUUCAGCCAGAUGACGUCCAUCCUGGACCUGCUGGUGGACUACUGCUACCUGCGGGGCUUCGAGUACAGCCGGCUCGACGGCAACAUGUCCUACACAGACCGUGAUGAAAACAUGACGAGGUUUGCAGAAAACCCAGAAGUCUUCCUCUUCCUGCUGAGCACGCGAGCCGGAGGCCUGGGCAUCAACCUCACCUCUGCUGACACCGUGAUCAUCUUUGACAGCGACUGGAACCCCCAGGCGGACCUGCAGGCCCAGGACCGAUGCCACCGCAUCGGGCAGACCAAGCCUGUGGUGGUGUACCGUCUGGUCACGGCCAACACCAUCGACCAGAAGAUCCUGGAGCGAGCAUCCGCCAAGAGGAAGCUGGAGCAGAUGGUCAUCCACAAGAAUAAGUUCAAGGGAGGGAGGGAGGACCUGGCCCCGGCUAAGAGCUGCCUGGACCUGGACGAGCUGAUGGGGAUGCUGAUGGCCAGGGAGGCAGAGCGGGAGGUGAAGAGCACCAAGGGGGAGGUGAUCAGUGACCGGGACCUCGAGGUUCUGCUGGACCGUAGCAACAUGAUGGACAAAGGGAGGAAGAACGUGAAGCAGGAGAAGGUGGGGGUGUUCCGGGUGAUAGAGGCCAAGGAGGCCUCAGAGAUCCUUUUGCCCUGAGGAGGAGUCAUUGGCAAAAAAAUAAAACAUUCAUUAACGCUGGUGUUUGUGUUUCCAGUGAAAACCCUUUUUCGAAAACGUUCGAAAACUACUGUAAGUUGACCUUUAUAAGCGGGAAAAACUACUGUUGUUCUUGCUAUUGACCUGUGGUAGCUUUGUCUUCUUGUUCUCCUGCGACUGAACCACUGUUCAAAACUUGCAAGCGCGUAUUUUUGCUAAAAUAAAGUCCUAGUUGUGUGUGUAAAUAUAUAUAUCUA
This is a messenger RNA of Gadus macrocephalus (Pacific cod), 2545 nucleotides long. RefSeq names its product lymphoid-specific helicase-like. NCBI's taxonomy places the organism in Eukaryota, Metazoa, Chordata, Actinopteri, Gadiformes, Gadidae. The coding region runs from base 159 to 2288 and encodes 709 amino acids. Gene Ontology annotation, cellular component: pericentric heterochromatin; nucleus. Gene Ontology annotation, biological process: negative regulation of gene expression via chromosomal CpG island methylation; pericentric heterochromatin formation; DNA methylation-dependent constitutive heterochromatin formation. The transcript is spliced from 18 exons. Gene Ontology annotation, molecular function: chromatin binding; ATP-dependent chromatin remodeler activity; ATP binding. The record is from RefSeq and is a predicted model, not a curated record.